Messenger RNA from Malaya genurostris, 1176 nucleotides. RefSeq lists its product as uncharacterized. The record is from RefSeq and is a predicted model, not a curated record. Gene Ontology annotation, molecular function: nucleic acid binding. Lineage: Eukaryota; Metazoa; Arthropoda; Insecta; Diptera; Culicidae. The transcript has a single exon. Gene Ontology annotation, biological process: DNA integration. The coding region runs from base 1 to 1176 and encodes 391 amino acids.
AUGCUUCAUGCCGGAGGUCGCUUAUUGCUGUCUGCUAUUCGUGGAGAAUUCUGGCCUCUGCAUGGUCGAAGGUUAAUCCGCAGCACUGUACGCAAAUGUUUCCGCUGCAUUCGUAUCAGUCCGGUACCUGCUCGUCAGCAUAUUGGUCAAUUGCCCAUCCAUCGAAUUGUUCCCAGCCGCCCGUUUAGCAUCGUCGGAGUAGACUACGCUGGUCCAUUAUACCUCAAGCCAAUCCACAAGCGCGCAGCACCAGCCAAGGCAUACAUCUGCAUAUUCGUAUGUUUUGCCACCAAAGCUGUGCACAUCGAACUCGCCAGCGAUUUAUCCACGCAGGCAUUCUUAGCUGCACUUCGCCGGUUUAUUUCCAGACGUCCAGCACACAUCCACUCCGACAACGGCAAAAAUUUCGAAGGUGCUAAAAACGAUUUAGUAGAACUAUUCACUAAUCUUCAAAACUCGGAAGAAAAUGAGAAAAUUGCAUCUACCUGUGCUGACGAAGGAAUAACGUGGCACCUUGUACCACCAAAAGCGCCUCAUUUCGGGGGAUUAUGGGAGGCUGCUGUCAAACUUGCUAAAAAACAGCUCUACCGUCAACUAGGUCCAUCUCGCCUAUCAUUCGAGGAUGUCAACACGGUGCUCACUCAGAUCGAAGCACUGAUGAAUUCCCGGCCUCUACUUCCCAUGUCGGACGAUCCGGAUGAUUUAGCAGCGCUCACACCAGCUCACUUCCUUAUUGGAACCAGUAUGCUCGCCUUGCUCGACCCAGACCAUCAAAACAUUCCAGUCAAUCGGCUUGAUCAUUAUCAAAAACUGCAACUCCACGUGCAAAAAUUUUGGUGCACCUGGCGCACUGAAUACCUCCAAGAGCUGCAGGCUGACACUGUAAUGCAUCAAAGAAACAACAAUAUACUACCCGGACGAAUGGUUAUUAUUGUCGACGAUUUGCAGCAGCCGAUACGCUGGCCACUUGCUCGGAUUUUAACUACCAUACCUGGCCCAGAUGGAAUGACGCGUGUUGUGACUUUGCGCACUGCUCGAGGAAUCAUUACCCGGCCUAUCUCCAAAAUUUGUUUGCUACCGGAUUCCAAUGUUGCCGCAAAUGAUGAAGAAAACGAUUUUCCAGCACAACGACCACAAUCAGCUCAACAAUUCGUAGUUCCUGCAAAAGAAAACUAA